GAAACUUUUAAGUGAAUCAUAGGCUGCUGUGGCUGAUAGAAAAACAAAAAAUUUACCAGAAUUCUAGCUAAAUUGCAGUUGUCAGAUUCAAACUCACUGCCAAAAACACAUUUACACUUCAUUUGUUUUUUGUAAAGGCCUCAAACUGGGUAACGACAUGUCUACAUCUUCAAUGGAAAAACAUCUUUUCAAUUUAAAAUUUGCUGUCAAGGAGUUGGAACGCAAUUCCAAGAAAUGCGAGAAAGAAGAGAAACUUGAAAAGGCCAAGGCCAAAAAGGCAAUACAGAAGGGUAAUAUGGAUGUGGCUCGUAUUCAUGCCGAGAAUGCCAUACGACAAAAGAAUCAGGCUGUCAACUAUUUACGGAUGAGUGCCCGUGUGGAUGCAGUGGCCAGUCGUGUCCAAUCGGCGUUGACAACACGCAAGGUCACCGGAUCUAUGGCCGGAGUGGUCAAAGCCAUGGACGCUGCCAUGAAGGGCAUGAAUUUGGAAAAGAUUUCGUCGCUGAUGGAGAAAUUUGAGUCUCAAUUCGAAGAUUUGGAUGUCCAAAGCUCCGUUAUGGAGGGCACAAUGUCCGAUACGGUUACAACAUCCGUGCCACAAGGCGAUGUCGAUAAUCUGUUGCAACAAGUGGCCGAUGAAGCUGGCUUGGAACUCAAUAUGGAAUUGCCCAGCGGUGUGCAAAGUCAAACAAUUGGUGCCUCAACGGCUGUGUCACAGGAGCAGGACGAACUCACACAGCGUUUGGCUCGUCUCAGGCAGGCAGAGUAGAGAAUAUAGAGAUAUAUAAAGAGAGCCCAGCUGAUUCUUCGUUGAAUUUCUUUGUUUUAGUUCAUAAAUGAUAAAAAAAAAAAUAUAUAUAUAUAUAUACAUAAGCUUAUAAUUACACUUAACUAAUGAGUCACUUAA
This is a messenger RNA of Drosophila willistoni, 907 nucleotides long. RefSeq names its product charged multivesicular body protein 1b (gene Chmp1). Gene Ontology annotation, biological process: protein transport; endosome transport via multivesicular body sorting pathway; late endosome to vacuole transport. The transcript has 2 exons. The record is from RefSeq and is a predicted model, not a curated record. NCBI's taxonomy places the organism in Eukaryota, Metazoa, Arthropoda, Insecta, Diptera, Drosophilidae. Gene Ontology annotation, cellular component: multivesicular body; ESCRT III complex. Bases 158 to 769 code for a protein of 203 amino acids.